Messenger RNA from Drosophila subobscura, 1643 nucleotides. RefSeq lists its product as uncharacterized. Bases 125 to 1615 code for a protein of 496 amino acids. The transcript has 2 exons. Lineage: Eukaryota; Metazoa; Arthropoda; Insecta; Diptera; Drosophilidae. The record is from RefSeq and is a predicted model, not a curated record.
UCAAAAGAAAACUAAUCAUAGAUGCAUGUGCAUGAAUCACUCACCAGGCAAUCAAACCUAAAGCUUUUUGAGAUAAGCAAAAUUUCGCAAUUGUGCCAAUUCAAACGAUUUGAUUGAGUAAAAAAUGAGUCAAGUGAGCAUCUUUAAGUUGCCCAACGAGUGCUUCUACACAAUAAUGAAGUACAUCAAAAGGAACUGUGAGCGCGAGAGACCACUUGCCAGCGUUGACAUCAAAUAUGAUGAUCUGAUAAGUUUCGCCGCUUGCUGUGAGGCGUUUGGCCUUCUGCUCAGCGAAUGGGAUACGAAUCUAUCUUUCAAGCUUAUGAAGUAUGUGACGCUCAAGACCAGCAACAUUCACAUUGACUUUGAAAAGACGUAUGCCCGAUUGAAGGAUGCCACAGCGAGGGACAAGGAAGCCCAUUGGAGCUCCCUUAGCCACGCGAUCAGAAGCUCAGGCCUGACCGAAGUCGCAUUACGCUACGCUCCCGAAUCAUUCUAUGCAGAUCACAUGGAUGCAUUUAACACCGUGUUGAGUCAACUACAGAAAAAACAAAAUCUAAGAGGGUUGAGCAUUAAUGUCCCAGCCUACACCCUGGAGGGUCUGGGAGGACUUGCAAGCCUCGAGACGCUCCGUUUAGAUAUACGAAUGGAUAUUGAUGAUUUGAUCGAAAUCUGCCGCUGUAAUAAGAACUUGCGCGUUUUGGAGUACAUGAACAAUGAGACAGGUGGAAAGAGGCUGGCUGCGAUCGCUCCGCAUUGCCAACAGUUGGAAGAACUCACUCUCAAAAUGAGACCCGACUGUGAUGCAAGUGAGUACAGGAAUUUCGCCAAGAUUCCCAAGCUGCAACACCUAACGAUUGUGGGAGUGCACGAGAAGGGCACUCUACAGCCACUGCUGGAGGGAUUUGCCUGCAAUCAGAGCACGAUCCUCAACAGAUUGUUCAUUGUCGAUGCAUCAUUGGAUCAAAAUGAAACGCAGGCAAUGUUCGAGAUUGAAACAUUAACUCAAGUGAAGUGUGGAUUUGACGAUACCCAGAGCAUUGGGCUCUUGUCUCAACUGAGCAAUCUCGACUGCUUGAAAAUCCAAUCCGAACAGGAGUUUGGCACAGUUUCCGAGCAUGUUCUGAGCAUUCUAAUGAAGUCAAAGGUGAAUAUAAACAUUGAUCUAUUCAAGUGGUCAAUAUCAUACGGAGCAACUGGGGAACUUUCGAUUUGGAUGACGGAUGCGAAUGCGAAUCCCACCGACUGCAGUCCACUUUCGUCGCUGCCUGGUUUGACUUCUUAUCAAGUUCACGGACUGCCUCGUAUUGGUUUACUUCAGCCGAUUCUCAAUGGAUUGGCACUCAGGCAAGCGCCCACUCUGACCGACUUGUUGUUGAAAAAUAUAACGGCAGAGGAGAUCGCAACAGUGUCUGAGAUAGCAUCCCUGAGCAGAUUAAAGUGUGGAUUUGCCGAAACACAAAACAUUGAGCUGCUGGCGCGGUUACCCGUGCUCAAAAAAAUUAACGAUUUUAUGUGUGCCAUGCCAAGGAUCCCUCCGGGGCCUUCUGGCUGCUCUGGCCUCGCGCCCGUCACAGACACUCCGAAAGUUUUGUCUGUCAAACGGAAAACUUGAUAGCGGGGAGGCAAAGGAAUUGGUCCGC